Molecule: messenger RNA, 1642 nt
Organism: Pangasianodon hypophthalmus (striped catfish)
Lineage: Eukaryota; Metazoa; Chordata; Actinopteri; Siluriformes; Pangasiidae
Gene: tmem192
Product: transmembrane protein 192
Exons: 6
Coding region: 342-1163 (273 amino acids)
Cellular component (GO): late endosome; lysosomal membrane
Source: RefSeq, a predicted model, not a curated record
UUCAUUUUACUGAAUCGAUUCUUUGAUCUACGCGUUAAAGCGAAUCAAAUUGCGAUUCCGAUUCUUUCGGAUCACUGCUCAGAGUGGAGUCCAUUCUGAAACUUUGCAAUUGUUUAGCCUAUCAUUCCUUUUUCUAAUGCCAGUCCUGGUUUAAGGGUUUAUAUAGUCACUUUUCUUAUAUAUAUCUAACAACAUUACAACUACAGCUCGUGCAUUUUUUUCGAGUCGAUUCGUUCGAACGGCGAAUCGACUCACAUUUGACUCAUUCGUGAAUCGCCCAUCACUACUCCAACUAAACUGAGACAAUAGAGCAGUUCACGAGGUCGUUUUUGGCCACUUAAAUGCUCUACAUGAAAGGAGAUGUCACUCUCAUGAGUAACACAAACACAGAUUUCACCCAAAGCAUCGAGGACGACCCUUUGAUCGAUGGGCCGCUCAUAUCCCGGAACGCUUUGGAGUCGGGAAUCAAAAGAGACUUUCAGAAACUACCAACUACAUGGGGAGCCGGUUUACUGACCGUGUUGCAUGUGGUGUACGUGAGCGUGUGCGUGGCCCUGGCUGCGGUGUGUUGGUUAACCGACACGCACUCUGCAGAGUGCGCAGCGGCAUUGAACGGGGUGGACUCCAGGACCCUGGUGUUGCUCUUGAAGGUGGGCCUGUGGAUACUGGUCUUUCUCUUUGAGAGAUGUGUGCAGCAUCACCACAGCGCAGUGAGGCGGAGAGGAUACCUGCAGUUUUAUAGGCAAACCGCCAAACUCAAGCACCUGCCAUUACUCAUACACUCCGGAGGUAACGCUGCAGUGCUGAUAGUAAUCGCUCCAUCCUCGAUGCUGGAUAGCAAAGUGAAAAAUCUCUCCGUGUAUCUGCUGCUCGCCGUCAUCUGCGUGGAGCUAAUUGCAUCCGUCAUAAGCCUUCUGGUGUAUGCAGUGCACGUGGCAAGGUUUAACAGGCAAAGCCCGAGUCCAGACGUCGCAGAAGACGAGAAAUCUCAUACCUUCUCUGUCACUGCCAGCGACACACACACCGAGAUGGGCUUCAGAGAUGGCUCCUGUCUCGAAGAGGUGGUGGAGAAACAAGCAGACCUGAUCGAGUAUCUGAAGCAGCACAACACACUGCUGAGCAAAAGGAUCCUGACGCUGACAUCACAACAGACCAGAGACUGAGAGGAGAAGAGAAGAUUCCUGUGUUUGACUAGGGUUUUAAUGCACGUGUCUGUUGUGCGUUCGUUUGCUGACUGACAGCAGUGGCCGCGGUCGACUAAUCACAAGGGUUUUUUUUAACGGGAAAAGAGCCUCCUCUCCUUAACAUUGUUUUCAUGCUUCCCUGGUAACAGGUCUUGUAAGAUAAAGGAAUUAAUAGGAAGGAAAAAACCAUUCAGUGAUCAAUCCACCAGCUGUGAAAGCAAGCUGAUGCAUUGAUUUAUGGAGACGUGUAAAGAAAUUACUGAAUAAGGAGCUGAUUUCGGAUUAAAUAUAAUCAUAUAUCUGUGGAGAAUUUUUGGUUCUGAAUCUGAAUUGCACAGAAGGAUAACUUUAAGCUUUCAAGUCUGACUGGGAUUGAGUGUUUAUUUUUUUUUUUUCGUGGCUAAUAUUUAAUGCAAAGUGUUUUGUACAUAUUUUCUUUUUAUUUAAAUUCAGGUUUU